UUUACAGCAAGUGGGAUUACUUAAUUUCCUGGAAAUAAAUGCCAUGAAAUGAAAGACUCAAACAGAUAAAGGGUUCUCAAUUCUUCUAGUUAAGAAGAUUGCAAUUCUUGGCUUGCCACAUAACCAAUGAGCACUGAAGAAUGCAGCAGCAACGAGUCAGGCUGGACGACGUACAUAGCCUCACCGGACUAUGAAGAUGAUGAUGAUGAUGAUGAUGACGAUGACGAUGACGAUGAUGAUGAUGAUGAUGAAGAUCAUGGGGUCGACGAAGAAGGCGGCGACGAGCAAGAUGCAGAUGAUGUCGAUAGUGAUGACUCAAUGGCUUCUGAUGCCUCAUCUGGACCAAGCCAUCAAUACGAACAUGCUGGAUGUCAUGCAUGGAACAAGAAUGGAAGAAAGUUACGUGAUGGUAAGAAACAGCAGCAGCAGAAGAAGGGGAAGAAGCAGCAUGAUGAGCCAAAAAGAUCAGCAAAAGACAAGUCAGGACAUAAAGCAGAUCAUAGCGCUGGGAGAUCGAGAAUAAGGUAACUGUCCAUGUGUUUUUCAGGACUAAAUAUAUCGAGCUUUUUUCUCAGGAGAAUUGUACCGGGAAUGCAGAUUUGUAGUUCUUGAUGCAAUAACAUGAACUGAA
This is a messenger RNA of Sesamum indicum (sesame), 631 nucleotides long. RefSeq names its product SOB five-like 2 (gene SOFL2). Gene Ontology annotation, biological process: cytokinin biosynthetic process. The record is from RefSeq and is a predicted model, not a curated record. Lineage: Eukaryota; Viridiplantae; Streptophyta; Magnoliopsida; Lamiales; Pedaliaceae.